CCUCUGUUCAAUCCCAGCUCUGAGCCAGACCCAAAUCAAACAUCCCAAACACAGCCUCUGUUCAAUAUCAAAUCUGGUGGGUCAGUCUCCAAUGCAGCAUCCAAGCCGCAGCCACUCUUCAAAGUCGACUCUGGGCCAGGCUCCAAUGCAGCAUCCAAACCGCAGCCACUCUUCAAAGUCGACUCUGGGUCAGACUCAAACCCAGCAUCUCUUCCAUCUUCCCAAUCACAUCCACUCUUUUUAAAAAAGCCCAGCUCUGAGCUAGACCCAAAUCAAUCAUCCCAACCACAGCAACCGUUCAAGAUCAACUCUGGAGGGUCGGAAUCAAAUGCUACUACCGAGAAUAGUAGCAACCAAAAACAGACACCACGCCCUUUGGACGCUCCCAAAGCAAACCAAGAGGAACUCCCCGAAGGACUGUCGAUCCUCUUUGUAGACGACGACCCCAUGAUUCGGAAACUGACAGUAAGGGCACUGAAGAGGGUUGCGCCGGCUAGCUGGACCACCCACGAAGCUUCUAGUGGUGAAAUGGCCCUGGAGAUGUGCCACAACAAUGAUCAGGAAUACAGCAUCAUUUUUCUAGAUCAGUACAUGGCAUCUGUGACCAAAAGCCUGCUCGGCACGGAGACUGCCCAAACCAUGCGCAUCAAAGGGGUCAGAUCCAAGCUCAUUGGCUUGUCUGCUAAUGAGCUUCGUGACAACUUCCUCAUGGCAGGUGCUGACGAAUUCAUAUUAAAGCCGAUGCCUUGCAACCCUUCCAAGCUCAAGCCUUUACUGAACGGAAUCUUGGAUUUGCCCUGUAGUCGAGAAUCUGUCUCUGCAAAAGUCCAAUCUCCCUAAUACAUCAGCCGCCUCAGCCGUGCCUCCUGAUGGACCCCAACGCCAGAAACUGCAAGCCAGGAAAUCACCUGGUCCAUGUCUUGAAGAAUGACAGGAUCAGAGGGAGCACGGUACGGUAGGAGCAUGUGAAUCUUCGAAUCCACAGGGUCGUGCUCUUCUCUAUGAGGGCAAUCACAUGAGCCUAAGCAGUCCUUCCAUUUCCAGUUAUUUGUUUUCCUCUACCAGUAGUGGCAACAAUGAAACAGCCAGUGUCGCACCAUUCUAACUUGGACUCCUUCAUUGUGGUUACCUAGUGGAAUAGACCAGAUUGAUGUACACAUCCUGCUGGAGGCAGAUCGGGUUCACCUCUAUAGAGGCAUCCAUUAUGAAACUGACAAAGCCAGUUGCCACCCAAGUAUUGAAUGUGGCCUGUGUCAUAACAAAAUCAGUCUGGUCAUAGGAAUUAGAGCAUUCCCCCCCACCAUUGUUUUGACCCAAGUUGUUUCCAUCUUGGUCAAUUACAUCAUAGAACUCAUUGCUUGAGCCCAGAUCACCCUGGACAAAAGUUUGAACAGUCACAUCACUGGUGGCAGGCAACAGAGAAUCAAAACAAAGAGAAAGUUGUUCCUAUUCAAGGAUACAGAGAAAGUUAGUGUUGGAAACAGACCCCCAGCAAUGUAGGUGUUCACAUGUAGCUCACUUACCCCAUCUGUUGUAAUUGGGCACACAU
This is a messenger RNA of Seminavis robusta, 1549 nucleotides long. The record is from the annotation of a GenBank genome assembly. Lineage: Eukaryota; Bacillariophyta; Bacillariophyceae; Naviculales; Naviculaceae.